Elephantulus edwardii (Cape elephant shrew) is the source of this 627-nucleotide messenger RNA. RefSeq lists its product as uncharacterized. The coding region runs from base 1 to 627 and encodes 208 amino acids. The transcript is spliced from 2 exons. The record is from RefSeq and is a predicted model, not a curated record. NCBI's taxonomy places the organism in Eukaryota, Metazoa, Chordata, Mammalia, Macroscelidea, Macroscelididae.
AUGGCCAGUGAUUCACAAAGACCUCCUAGAGGGUGGAACUGUCCAUCUCGAGCCAGAGAACCUUUCCUGCAGAUAAUCCACGCCAAUGAGUCAUUCCCAAGCUCCCAAACCUGUGCUCAGCAUGACUUCCUCCUCCCCAGUGAGCCCUGGGAGUUGCCUGGUUUCACUCAGCAAGUCUACCACAGGCUGGCCCUGAAGCUGCCACCCAGCACUGAGCUUAAGUCCAAAGUGCGUCACUGCCUAAUCUACCCUGCGGAGAACGCGACCCAGCACACCUGGGGCUUCCACACGUGGCUUGACGUGGGCCGCCUGCCGGCCACCUUCCCCACUCGGCCUGACAUGCCCUAUGACAGCAACAUCUGGCGCUGGGUGACAAACUGCAGAGCCCACCAGCAGCCCCCAGCCAAGCCUCCCAUCCCGCCUCCUUCCUGGAUGGGCAAAAACAGCUUCCUGACCUUCAUAUGCUGCACUCCCAUGUUCGUGGACAAGAGCAGGAAGAACCAGGUGAUGCGCAGGGCGGUGAAGGAGCUGAAGGAGGUGGAGAAACUCAAACUGAGGAGUGAAGUAAGGGCACCUCCACUGGAUGCCGAUGGCAAAAUCUUGCCCUCCGAGAAAUUCAAGAAGUAA